Molecule: messenger RNA, 1260 nt
Organism: Aptenodytes forsteri (emperor penguin)
Lineage: Eukaryota; Metazoa; Chordata; Aves; Sphenisciformes; Spheniscidae
Gene: OMD
Product: osteomodulin
Exons: 2
Coding region: 1-1260 (419 amino acids)
Molecular function (GO): protein binding
Source: RefSeq, a predicted model, not a curated record
AUGGGGAUUCUGAACCAGCUAUCAAUCAUUCACCUCCUCUGGGCUGCUAUGGUCUUUUGUCAAUAUGAAGACUAUGAUUUUGAGGAUGAAUAUGAUGAGGAGCCAGAUCAUCAACAUCCAGAUUAUUUUAAUUUUAAUCCAAAUACACAAGCUGAAGUUCCCCGCUUUCCUUUUCCAGUUGAGUGCGCCAGAGAAUGCUUUUGUCCACCAGCUUUUCCGUUAUCCAUGUACUGUGAUCAUCGUAAACUUAAGACAAUACCAAAUAUCCCUAGUCACGUCCAACAACUUUAUCUGCAAAACAAUGAUAUUGAAGCUGUGCCUGCAGGACCAUUCACUAAUGUUACCUUCCUAAGAGAAAUUAACCUCAGCCACAACAAAAUUAAAUUUCAUAUGAUUGACCAUGGUGUUUUUGCCAAACUUUCAAACUUAGUGCAACUUCAUUUACAACAUAAUGAAUUAGAAGAAUUUCCAUUCCCACUCCCCAGCUCUCUAGAGAGACUCCUCCUUGGUUUCAAUAGGAUUUCUCGGUUAUCAGGAAAUGCAUUGGAAGGAUUACCUAACAUAACCAUGCUUGACCUUUGCAAUAACUUUCUUGAUGACUCUGUACUCAAAGAAAAAUCCUUUUCAAACAUGAAAAACUUAAUGCAGCUCAACUUAUGCAACAACAAAUUACAGACUAUGCCUCCUGAUCUACCAUCGUCACUUAUGUAUCUCUCUCUUGAAAAUAACUCCAUUUCUUAUAUUCCAGAAAACUAUUUCAACAGACUUCCAAAAAUCAUUGCUCUAAGAAUGUCCCACAAUAACCUGCAGAACAUUCCACGCAACACCUUUAAUCUACCUAACCUUCUAGAACUUAAUCUUGGACAUAACAAAUUGAAACAAGUAUUCUACAUUCCAAAAAGUUUGCAGCAUUUGUAUAUUGAAGACAAUGACAUUGAAAUCAUAAAUGUUACUUUGAUGUGUCCAUCUAUUGAUCCAAUGAACACCAACCAAUUAACCUAUAUACGGGUGGACCAAAAUAAGCUUACAAUUCCAAUAAGCAGAUACGCAUUCUUUUGCUUCCCUUACAUUCGAACCAUUUAUUAUGGUGAACAAAACGUUAAUGUCAACAAAUCAACUCAGCUAACAAUAUCAGUGUUUCGACGAUUUUUAACACGAGAAGAAUACAAUGAAGCAGAAGACGAUCACGGAACACAUGAUCAUGAAACUGAAGAAGAUAAUGAAGCAGAAGAAAACUACUUCCAUCCUUACUUUCAGUGA